AUGGCUGGACUGUUAGUGGGGCCUAGGGCCCUUGGAGAUGCGUUGAAGCUUGGAAGUUCAGAUCUACGUUUUACACUGAGUCGCAACGAUGUUCCAGAUGAAGUUCAAGCGCAUUUCUUUGAGAACGGUGUUACAAAUGUGAACAAGUUUUCAUCCUUUUUCCGCAGUGAAGAAGAUCUGAUACAGGUCUUGAGAGAUGAUUUCAACAUUGAUGCAAGUGCUUCUUUGGCAGAUAGGGCGCAGGUGGCCUCAGUCAUUUGCAGCUGGAAGGAGACAAUCACGAAGGCGAAGCGGCAGGCGGAAGUGGAGGCAGAGAUGGAUUCACGUGAGUGGACAAAACCGAUUCCUGUUGGGGACUAUGUGCAGCUUAGAAAUUUUUUCCAGAAGACGAUUGGACAUAUUGAGGACAGAGUGACUCCAGCAAAGGAGUAUUUGGAGAAGAAGUUGCAAGAGUUAGAGAAUGGAGAGUUCAGAGCAGAGACCUUAGCAGAGGUAGUCUCCAAAGAUGAAAUUGACCCUGAUGUCUUGGUUCCCAUUUUCGAUAGCAAAGGAAGUCUUUCUGUGAAAAAGGGCAGCUCUCAAGUGCCAAUGCCAACUGGACCAGAACAGCUACGUCGACGCCUCAGCGUGAUGCAGAACUGCCUGAUGAUGUUGGCACUCAAACAUGUUAAUCGUGAAGAAAUCCAGGAUGUUAGCAAGGAUGUUUUUGACAAGUACAAAGACUAUUUGCUUGGUGAUUACGUUUGGGGCUUGAGUUCAACAGACUUACAGGGUCAACAGAUCCAGACGCCGCCUUGGAGCUUGGUCUUGGCCUAUGAGCAAUCAAUUCGAAAAAGGGCAUACAACCUCAUGACCACGGAGAAGUUGAUGCUGGGUGCUGCUUUGGAGAAGGCCUGGAAAUGUUACCCAAUAUCACAACCAGAGGGUUGGAAACUACAUGGGGGUCAUGGAGAAGCAAGGAAGUGCGAAGUUCCUGGAAAAUCACGGAUGUUUCACGACGGAUGUGGUUUGGCCUCACCUGGUAGAUGGGACAUAGAAGACCGCAUAUGGAAUGACGAUGGUUUUUGGAAACGGUUGAGGAGUGACUCAUACCAACUGGUUUUACAAUUUUGUGGGGGGCAACAGAAUUUCGACAGAACUUGUUUUGAGAUGGCAGCGAAAGGUGAAGCAGGCUGCAACUUGGUACAAAAUCAGGAACUCAAAGAUGGACUGGUGGACCUGUGGAGGAACAUGCUGCAACAGGAAGGUUACAACACCGCUGGUCUUGCAGAUAUAGCCGAGGGGCAACCCUUUCGCUUGAGGUUAAUGGAAGCGCUUUUGGACAGAGCUGGAGAUCCAGAUCAUAGAUUCUUGCUUCAAGGUGAGAAGGGGUAUCCUGUAGGAGUCCUACAGCCUUUACCCCGUACACCACACAUGUACGAGGAGCAGACGUCUUGGAAGUUGGAGGAUGACCCAUACAUGAGGUCAGAGAUUUGGAGAGACAACUACGAGUCUGUUGGGGAUCAUGAGAUUUUGUUCGAGAGCAUUUUGCGGAAGAAUGCAAAGAGGGCCUCAUGGAAAGGUUGA
Molecule: messenger RNA, 1566 nt
Organism: Cladocopium goreaui
Lineage: Eukaryota; Dinophyceae; Suessiales; Symbiodiniaceae
Source: the annotation of a GenBank genome assembly